This is a messenger RNA of Periophthalmus magnuspinnatus, 1559 nucleotides long. RefSeq names its product zinc finger and BTB domain containing 32 (gene zbtb32). Bases 60 to 1421 code for a protein of 453 amino acids. NCBI's taxonomy places the organism in Eukaryota, Metazoa, Chordata, Actinopteri, Gobiiformes, Gobiidae. The record is from RefSeq and is a predicted model, not a curated record. Gene Ontology annotation, molecular function: RNA polymerase II cis-regulatory region sequence-specific DNA binding; DNA-binding transcription factor activity, RNA polymerase II-specific; protein binding. Gene Ontology annotation, cellular component: nucleus. Gene Ontology annotation, biological process: regulation of transcription by RNA polymerase II. The transcript has 5 exons.
ACAGGCCUGACACAAGAGCAGAGGACUCAUCUCCAGUGAGAAGGUGUGUGACAGAGAAAAUGAUCCGGCUCAAUAACCCCCAGUACUUCCACUUCCUGCAGAGAGCUGAUGCCCUGAGGCAUUCGCGCUCUCUGUGUGACGCUGUCAUCUCUGUGGACGACCACACGUUCCAUGCUCACCGUGUGGUUUUGGCCUGUGCCAGCAGAACUCUGGCCCACCUCAUGUCUCAGGACCAGGACGGUCCCGUACAGUGCACAUUGGAGCACCUCUCCUCACACACAUUCAGACAGCUGCUGGACUUCAUCUACUCUGAGACACUGGAGGUGACAGAAGAGGACCUGCGGCUGUUGCUCCUGGCCGCACAGAAGCUCCAGAUGAGGGGGCUGGAGGAGCAAUGCAAGAGCCUGCUCAACAGAUUCCAAACAGAAGGCAAAAACAAAAGCGCAGAGCUCAUUAAACCAGAAACAGAGGGUGGCAGAAAGGUUAAAGAGGAACAAUCAAACCCCCCACAUAAGCAGACACACGGCUGCACCACAGAGGAAAAGAGCACAUCUGACUCCUCUUCUUCAUCUCCUCAGAAGCUCAGUCUGUCUGCUGCUGUAGCACAGCGUCAAAGGGACAGCGUCAUCACCUCCAGCUACAGACCCUUCUCUCCCUGGACAUUUCCAGCGCACAUGUGGAGCUCAGUGAGCACUUUAAGACAAAUUGCUCAUAAUUACUCUCUGAUGUCUGCUCACUCAGUUUCAGACAGCUUCACCUGCCCCCUGUCUAUGCCCUCUCACCGCGUCCUGCUCUCAUCGGCCUUUCAAAGCCCAGCCCAGGCAUCUGUGCUGAGCUACUCGCACUUACAUUCACAUUACUCCACAAACACUGGUCCUCUGAGGGCGGGGGGGCUCCUCAGACAGGGGCUGCUCAAGAGGAGGAAGCACAGAGUCCUUUCUCAGGACAGUCGGAGCUGCAGGACAAGUCACAUGGAUGUUGCCAAAGCAGACACAGGAAGAGACUGCCAGCACUGCUCAGCACAGCCCCAGGGGUCCACAGUUUGUAGAUUUUGUGGCAGAGAUAUGACAAAGCCUGGUAUUCGCGCACAUGAAACAGAGCGGCGGCUGGACAAACCAUACCAAUGUAACCACUGCUCCAAGAGGUUCAGCCUGAAGCACCAGCUUGACACGCACAACCGCGUGCACACUGGAGAAAAGCCGUUCGAGUGUCGCCUCUGUGGCCAGCGCUCUCGGGACUACUCUGCCAUGAUUAAACACCUGCGGACGCACGGUGGCGCUGCUCCGUACCAGUGCACCGUGUGCCUGGAGUACUGCAGCAGCCUGGUGGCCAUGCAGAGGCACGUAAAGAGCCACGCACUGCACGAGUUCCCCACAGACUGGAGCAUCGGGAGCACCUACAUGUACCGCUCACACAUAUAGGCAAAACACAGAGUCUUUUUAUAAUCUUCUGCUGGAGCUGGGAUGUAGGUUACCCAUGUAAACUGUGGCGAGGACGCCCCCAAGUGGAAAGUAUCGACUUUCCAGAUCCUGUUUUGUAUUUGGCCAGUUACCUGUCCU